Messenger RNA from Sceloporus undulatus (fence lizard), 2668 nucleotides. Its product is annotated as transmembrane protein 100-like. The transcript has a single exon. NCBI's taxonomy places the organism in Eukaryota, Metazoa, Chordata, Lepidosauria, Squamata, Phrynosomatidae. Gene Ontology annotation, biological process: cellular response to BMP stimulus. The record is from RefSeq and is a predicted model, not a curated record. The coding region runs from base 162 to 533 and encodes 123 amino acids.
CUGUCCACGGAGCCAAAGCAAUGAGCUGAAAGCCAGCCGGAGAGCAAAGAAAGCAGGAGACAAGAGAGGAGGAGGAGAAGAUUUUUGCAUCAUCCCUCCAGCCACUUCGGCAAGGUUGGUGAGCUUGGUGUGGGCAUUGCCCUCUGUGCCCCUGUGCCAGGAUGAUGGGCUGCAAGUCCAACUCGCUCACCUGUCUGCAAGGAGGCAAGCCUGUGCUGCCAGUGGCUGGCCCCACUGACUCCACAGCCACGCUCAACAAACUGGCCCUGGCCACAGGGGGCACAGAGAAAUCCUGGUACCGCUGCGUCUUCCCCUUUGGCAUCGUCUCCCUGGUCAUUGGCAUCGCUGCCACGUGCAUCACCUUCACCAUCAAUGGGCCGCAGAUGGACAUCGCCAAGGUGGUCUCGGUGGCCACCUUGGUCUUUGGGGUGGGCCUGCUUGUGGGUGCCAUGAUCUGCUGGCGGGCCAAGAGGAAGAGGCAGCGUAAGAAGCAGCAAGAGGCACCUGCCACCUUGGAACAAGGGGCUUUGUGAUGGAGACAGCAAGCCACGGCCCAGCAGAUAGACCCAGGUCUGGAGAUCAUCUUACCCUUUUCUUGUAAUCUGUGGCCGAGUGAGGGGAGCUGGGAAGAAGGGAGCUUUUAGAAGGCCCUCCAAGGUUUGGGAGACAAAGGAUAGCAGAACCAGAUGGUGUCAGGGGCAACUUUGCCCUCUUUUGGCUCAGUGUGAUGAGCAGCAUUAAGAACUCACCGGACAGCAUUUGGGUGCAUAUGCCGGCAGCCAAGUAACAGGAACAAGCAGUUGACUUAUCACUGGACCGUUUCCCUGCAAAGAUGUCCUGACCUUGGCUAUGCAAGCUUCUUCGCCACACAGAACUACUUGUUUACAAAGAGCUCCAGGAACUUCCUUUAAGGUGGCAGCAGAAGCAGAGUGUGUAUUCUUUCCCUCGCCAGUGCUUUUUCCAUCACGGCUGCUAUGUACAUCAUUGCUCUCAGAAAGAAUGAUAUAUACAUGUGUGUCUCUGUGUGUGUUUGUAAAAAAAGAUGAGAAUCCUGGAGUGGGAGACUGCUCCAGGGCAUGCAUCCAGGUGUAACCAAAAGUGCCCAAUCUGAUGCCGGGUGAACAAUAUGAUUUUGUCUUUCAACUGGCAUGGAGAAACAUGAUAAGUAAGACGGGGCUUCUGACAGUGGAGAAACUGGAGUCCAGCCCCUUUUCUCUGUGGACAGCCCAAGUCAAAGUGAUGGCCAGGAUUUUGAAAAUAAAUGUAGUACCACCACAUGUAGGAUGAUAGGCAAGAAGAAAUAUUCUACAGGAAAGAGCAUAGAAGCAGCCAAAAGAUGAAGGACAUUACAAGAUCUGGUGAAACAAAUAUGUUGAAACUGCAGUGGAAACAUGCUGGCUGUGGAUGAGGAGGUUUAUAAUUGAGAAAUGCAGUUUGGCACCCCUCAUGAAAGAAGAAAUGGAUCUAAUUUUUCCUUUGGUACCAGAUGCUGCAUAGUAAGAAAGUUUCUAGUGUUAGAAGCGGUUGCAAGGACUGAGUUAAAAGUUUUAUACACCUGGCUAUAAAUUCAUAGGCAUGUGCCACUAAUCCAUGCAGGACUGUAUAAAUUUCAGGUUAGUUGCACAUUAGCCAUGUGCUUCCCUCCCCUUUUUUUGCAAUCAAGCUAUAAGACUGGCCACCAAGACUAGCGCACAUUUUUCAGAAGCAGUGGCAGUGUGGGUCGUCUCACAUUGUGGCACACUUGAAUUAAUGGCAUAGCUGUGGCUGCAUCUGAGCUGUAACUUCAGAAGGAGCAGUUCACAGUGUGUCAGUUUGGCAUUGCCCCUGUUGGGGCAGGAUAACAGCCGAGCUUGGCACAGGCAUAAAAAGGAGAAAGGAAAUCGCAGACGUUGGAUCCAGAAAGGGAAGCCAAAUGGUUUGGGCUCUUGGCUUCAUCUUUCCUAGGAAAGGGAUAGGUCCAGGACAAGGAAUGUUAUACUUUCCUUACGUCUUUACACUUCCUUCCCAAACAUGGCCUUAAUUUGCCCUCCCUGGCCCUGCUUAAAAAAACAAGCGAACAAAGUGGACCCACGUCACAGCUGUGUUGCCCUGGCACUUCAAGAGAAGACUCUCUUCCCUUCUUGCACUCCACUCUGAGCUGGACUCUCUCCAUCCCUUCCCAGGCAGGCUGCUCAUGGUUGGAAAAACAGCUGCACUUUUGGCUCCUCAGCACCUGGAGCCCAUCCGACAUACGCACAUGCAGCUGGAAAGAAGUGAAACCGGACUCUCGGUAAUAAGCCUAGAAGCUGGGGAGAGGCAGCAGCCAGGACAGAGGAGGGGUGUGGGGACAGACCAGUGCCCAGGACGCAGGGUGUGCACAUACAUCACGUUUCUUGGCUGCGUACUUCACAGCACGCCGGCAGACAACCAGGCCUCAGCCAUGCCUGGCCCAGAUGUAACAUAUGUGACUGUGCAAACAGUGCAAACAGAAAGGCAGACUAAAAACUAGCAGCCCUUUUGGGAAUGAUCUGGAGGGUGACUUCCGACAUCUUGAGCAAGGAAGGUUCACAUCUGCUCUAGGUAGUAGUCAGGGCGAUGCCAUCUUCCAGGGGUUAGUCUUGGGCAAGUGUUCUGCUACAAAGAUUUUACAAGUAGGCUGUCCUCAAAAUAAAGGUAGCAUCCUCUCCUA